Messenger RNA from Chlorocebus sabaeus (green monkey), 1590 nucleotides. The record is from RefSeq and is a predicted model, not a curated record. Lineage: Eukaryota; Metazoa; Chordata; Mammalia; Primates; Cercopithecidae.
UGUGUUUAUUUAAAGUGUCUCAGGUCCUGGUGACCCUUAACUGAGAGAGAAGCUACAAGAGUGGCCACCUCCUGGGAGGAAGGUUUGGAGCCUUUUGGGGUUGGGGGCAGAUCUCCACCGCCUCCCCGACCUGCCGCUGCCCUGGAGAAGGAGGACAGGAGGGGUCAUGGACAGGGAGGGCCCUGCCCCAGCAGGACCUGGCAAGGGGCUUGUCGGAGGAGAUCGCAGGGCUCUGGGAACUGGGAGGGUGCUGGGCAUCAGGAGAGAGGAAGAGAGUUCUCAUGAAGAACGACUGGAAAGGGAGUCAGCACAGGCCAAGAACCUGGAGUCAUCACCUUCCACAAAAUUCAGGGGACACAACUUCUAGAGCUGUGGGACAGACAGGACUGAAAUGCAGCGCUGGUCACUUCUUGGGUAGUGUGGACAUGCUGGACUCACCUGAGAUCCAAAGUCACACCCUCAGAUCUUGCACUGGCAGCACACGGGGACACAGCAGCUGGACUGGGAACAGCAGGGUUUGCAGCAGGUGGACUGGAAGCAGGAUGACCCACAGCCUGAAGAGCAACAGGGCUUGCAGCAGCUGGACUGGCAGCAGGAUGACCCACAGCCUGAGGAGCAGCAGCAGGGCUUGCAGCAGCUGGACUGGCAGCAGGAUGACCCACAGCCUGAGAAGCAGCAGCAGGGCUUGCAGCAGCUGGACUGGCAGCAGCCACAAGAUCCACAGCCCCCUUUGGAGCCCCCACAAGAACUACAACUCCCCUUGCUGCUCCCACAGGAGCCACAGCCCCCCUUGGAACCCCCACAGGAGCCACAGCUGGAGCAGGAACAGGCUGGCACACAGCAGCACACGGGCUUGCAGCAGCAGACAGGCACACAGCAGCUGGAGCCACAGCCCCCACAGCUGGAGCCACAGCCCCCACAGCCAGAGCCACAGCCUCCAGAGCAGCCACAGCAGCCCAUGGUUCUGGUGGGUUGAGGGUGGAGCAGGUAGAGGAGCAGGUGAGAGGCAGGUGCAGGUGUGGAGCUUCCUGAGCCUGGGCCCUUCAUAUGCCUGCCCAGGGUCAGGAGUGAUGCUGGACACACAGUCAUUUCCUGGUUCCUGUUUGUGCCGUUUCCUUAGGGAAACUGUUUGUUUGCUUUAUCUUAAAAUACCUUAAAACAACCUCAGGUGUAUAUAGUUUUGCACUUUUUCUUUAGUUCAUGAUUUUCCUCACAUGUCCUCUGAAAAAUGACAAGACCCCUGUCCUUCUGUGCCAGUGAGGGCAACGGGAACAGGGACUUGGCUUUGAUGCUGUGCUCAUCCUUGCUACCAGUGUUCAUUUCCUGGGGCUGCCAUAACAAAUGGCCCCCAACUGGAGCCUUAACAUGGACAUUGAUGCCUCGCAGUUCAGGCAGACGGAAGUUCAAGAUCAAGUUCUCCAUGGGACACGCACUCUAUGAAGGCUCCAGGGGAGGAUUCUUUUUGCAUCUUCCAGCUUCUGAUGGUGGCCAGACAUUCUUCACUUGUGGCUGCAUCCUUCAUCUCUGCCUCUAUCCUCAAGUGGGCUUCUCCACUGAGUGUCUGUGUCUCACCUCCUCCCCUCCUUUCUC